CUCUCGGAGCCCGCUGGGCUCAACCAUGGCGAGUAGCGCGCGGUGCCGCCGGGCCCGGGCGGCGUGGGAGGUGUCCGAGUCCGAACCCGAGGCUGAGCCCGAACCUGAGGCUAAACCUGAAUGUCACGGUCCCAGCGCAGCCCCGGCAGGUUCUCCUCGGGCGGCAGCCGCCGUACGGCCCAAGCGGCGGAGGGCGGCUGGGGAGGCCGAGGCCCGGAGGAGGGAGAGACGGCGGCAGAAGGAGCGGGAGGCGCAGGAGAAGCGGGAGGCGGCGGCGACAUGGCGGCUGCUGAGACCGGAGCGGUGUCUGCGGCUCCUGGAGGUGUGCGUGGAUCCAGGUUUCCUUGAAGAUCCUGCUUCAGAUAUUUGGAUCGAGGCUUUGAGUUCAUUGGACUGUAAACAUUCCUUUGAGCCUCAGGCGAUUCCCUGCAGCAUAACCUGGAGGAGAAACAUGCCGAGUGUCCCAUCUGCCCCAGAUGAGUGUGUGGUGAAAACUGAAGAGGAGAAGGAGGUGUUGGUUUUGCUGGAACCAGCAGAUUUUCUAAAGCGCCUCUAUUCCCUAACCCAGACUUUUGCCUCGUCAGGGAGUCAACCUGACCUGAACCAAGUGUUACCUUUGGCCAGCCUGGAGGGCUCCUCCACCAAAUCCUACAGCCUGGCUGUCGUUGGGCUGGAUGCCUACAGGUGUAACCAGGAGCAAAACAGGUGGCAUUCACUGAGCCCUGGAGAGCAGAGUCCCAUAUCCCAGCCUGGCCCAGAGCUGUUCAUGACUCAGCAGGAAAUACUGGAGGCACAGGUGGUGCUCCAGCUGUGGGGUAACAUUGAUGUACAGCUCCUAGAUACAUGGCAGGAAUUUGGUGAGCACGUCUCUGCACUGACAAAAGCAAUAGCAAGGCGCCCAUACAAGAGUCAGCUGGAGAUGCAGGAAUUGUCUUUCUGCACGGCUGGGGUCUCGGGCAAGGGGUUGCGAGUGGAGAAGGACGGCACAGGGCUAUGGCAGGUGUGGAAGAGACAAAUCGAGCAGUUUAACAGAGUCAGCCCUGCUACAGCAACAGCAAUAGCAGAAGCAUAUCCUUCCCCUGGCCUCCUGGUGCAGGCCUAUGAAAGGUGCAGCACAGAAGAUGAGAGACUACAGCUCCUGAGUAACAUCCCUGUGAAAUCAGACAUCAGUGGGAAGGACCAACGUGUUGGGCCAGACUUAUCCCGCCGCAUCUAUCUCUUCAUGGUUUCCACCAACCCUGACCUUAUCCUGGACCUGACUGUAUAGUGGGAUUGGAAGCCACUUCAGUCAGCCUCGGUAUUUUCUUCUGCUCAACUCAGCAGUUGCUGAGCUGCUUCUGGCAAGGCAAAACUGCUGGGAGCUCAACCUGUGGAAGCAGCUGGUUCUGUUUCAGAAUAGACUUGCACAUCAAUAAAUGUCUUGUUAUAAAUGCUUUCUUCAGCA
Molecule: messenger RNA, 1444 nt
Organism: Coturnix japonica (Japanese quail)
Lineage: Eukaryota; Metazoa; Chordata; Aves; Galliformes; Phasianidae
Source: RefSeq, a predicted model, not a curated record